AUGUCAGGGGCCACAUAUACCCAGGCACGAAUGAACCGUGGCAUCACGCCCAAGAGCUCAGCACCACGCUAUGCCUUAAAAGCACCAGAGCGACAAGUCGCUUUUCGGCUAGAACAUAUCGCGAUGGAGAAAACAACGCUACUCUUCAAACCGCAUGGCGAUCCCGAGUCAGAUCAUGCCUACAAGAUCUCGGACGAAGAGGGCUCUCCAGUAUUCACAGCGACCGGUCGAAAAUACAAUGAUCGCUCGUGUCGAGAACUCCGCAACUCAUCCGGGCUACCGUUAUUCGAUAUCCACACCAAACCCUUGUCAAAUCCUCUGGGCUGGGUCGUUACCUUGCCCGGAACCAAAAUCAGCAAGGCGACAAUAGCAAAGGCGACACCGAAGUUGACUUGGAAUAGCAUCAACUUGGUCUUCUCGUUUCGAAAUGGCGCGGCUGAAGACAGAAAAAGCGAGGAGGAUAAGCAGCUCACGCUAACGGUGAAGAAACACGGGGAGGCGCUGGCCUUUUUUGAUAUUGUGGAUGGGGACAGGAGGAUUGCUGAAUUGCGCGAGAGUAUCACCCACAACGAGAGACUGGCUUUGAGGAAAAUGAAGCGCGGAGGAGGCCAUCGCCCUGCCUUGGAUCUCAUUGUGAGCCCUGGUGUUGAUAUUUCACUGGUCACGGUAAUUGCGGUCAUUGUGUCUGACUGGUUCUUUGGAUCGGGUUAA
This is a messenger RNA of Penicillium concentricum, 711 nucleotides long. RefSeq lists its product as uncharacterized. The transcript has 2 exons. NCBI's taxonomy places the organism in Eukaryota, Fungi, Ascomycota, Eurotiomycetes, Eurotiales, Aspergillaceae. The record is from RefSeq and is a predicted model, not a curated record. The coding region runs from base 1 to 711 and encodes 236 amino acids.